Molecule: messenger RNA, 1161 nt
Organism: Helianthus annuus (common sunflower)
Lineage: Eukaryota; Viridiplantae; Streptophyta; Magnoliopsida; Asterales; Asteraceae
Product: protein FAR1-RELATED SEQUENCE 1-like
Exons: 4
Coding region: 1-1161 (386 amino acids)
Biological process (GO): regulation of DNA-templated transcription
Molecular function (GO): zinc ion binding
Source: RefSeq, a predicted model, not a curated record
AUGAAGAAGGCUAUUUCUGCUGUAUUUGUUGACACGAGGCAUCGGUUAUGCAUGUGGCAUGUGAUGCAUAAACUUUCUCUGAAGGUUGGUGUUAGGCUAUGCAAUUCCACCAAUUUCAAAGAACGUAUUUGUGAUGUUGUAUGGACGGAUAUUCUCACACCUGAAGAGUUUGAAUCAGAAUGGGAAGUGGUUAUCAGAGAGUUCAAUUUAGCAGAUAAUGACUGGCUAUCUGAUAUUUUUGCACUCAGGGAAUCUUGGAUCCGUGCAUACUAUAGAAUGGAAGAGAUGUCGGGUCUUAUGCGAACAACAUCGAGGUCGGAGAAAGCACAUCGUCACACGCACCGGAAAAAUGAUCAUGAAUCUCGAUACAAACGACCCCAGUUGAAGAGUAAUUACCAAUUGUUGGAAGGCCAAGCUGUUGACAUAUACACAAAGAGUAUUUUUUGUGACGUUAAAGUUGAGCUAAUUGGAAUUGCGGAUUGCAUAAAUCAACGUUACGAAGAUCAGCCUGAUGGGUUUGUUAAGUUUUACAUAAAUGACUUCCAGCAGCCUUACAAACAUUCUCUGCAUGGCAUUAUAGAGAUAUUAUUUUUGGCGUUUUUUCAGGUAAUGUACCGUAAAUCUGAUUGCACAUGCAGUUGCUCAUGCAGGCGUUUUGAGCGGGUUGGUUUGCUAUGUAGACAUAUAUUCUAUGUUUUGAGAAUUAUGGACAUUAGGGAAUUUCCAAAACAAUACAUUUUGAAUAGAUGGCGCAAAGAGGCUUCCCCAAACUGCUCUCCCGAAUACUCAAUUAGUUGUGAAUAUAUGACCGAGCUUGAACCCGAUGUGCAAAGUAUGAUGCGAGAUAUUAUUUUUUCAACGGAAUGUUCUUUGAACCGUUUAUCUGGUAAUAAAGAGGAGUUAUCCUUAUACAAGGAUCAUGUUCAAUCUUAUAUGAAGAAGGUUCAAGAUAUGCAGAUUGUUGCUCCUCCCGCUAGUACUAGGGAUAGAUUUGCCGAGAUAACCGGUCAAUAUAAAAACGACAAGAAUCCGAUAAGAGUCCCUGUUGGGUAUAAAUCCAAAGGUUCUGGUUCUCGGAAGCGCCUGAAAUCUAAACAGGAGAUAGCAAUCGAGAAAAAGAAAUCAAAGUUGAAACCCGGGGCCAAAGAAAGACAGUGUUAG